Molecule: messenger RNA, 1288 nt
Organism: Podarcis lilfordi (Lilford's wall lizard)
Lineage: Eukaryota; Metazoa; Chordata; Lepidosauria; Squamata; Lacertidae
Source: the annotation of a GenBank genome assembly
AUGCCAACGAGUGACAGAACAGCACCCAAACUUCCAAACUUAGCAUCAGGCAAAACAAAAGAACUUGGGAGUGCAGGUGGGUCACAGAAAAAGAGGAAUAAGUCGGCUGCUGUUUAAUCCUGGGAUGCGAGACUCCGUUUUGAAAAGUUCACACCACCCAUUUCAAGCAUCUUCAAGUGCACAUUUAAAGCACAUGGCUUCUCCCUAAGAAUGCUUGGAAUUGCAGUUUUGUUAGGGCGCUGGCAACGAUAGCUCUGAGAAGGGAAACUAUGGUUCUCGGGAUUACUUGGUGGAAAAGUCAUGUGCUUCAAAUGGAUACAUAUUGCUGGUGCUCUGCCCGAAUAAGUCACCUUCUCGUGACAUGAGGGACGUGAGCGACGGCAACGGCAGGAGGGCCAAAGGAAGAUCUGCUAGGUGUGGCCUCGAACGCACUCCUUUCCUUCUCUCUCACUCCUCCCUCACCCACUGCGGAGGCGGCGCGUUGUGUUGGGUCGAAGAGCCGCGACGACGGAGAUUCCAAAACGACGUGUGACGCGUCCCGGCGGAAGGAUUCGAGGAAUGGAGCGCCGGGAGAAGGAGGAGGAGGAGACGAAGAGCGAGGCGGCUCCCUAAAGUGAAGCGCUGUGUGUGUGUUGGUGGGGGGAAGAAUGCAUUAAAGAAGUGGCGAGGGGAGGGGGGAAGAGGAGGAGGGGGAACAAAAUAGUCCCGGAACCGCCGGAAGAGGCCGAACGGAGCCGAGUGGAGUCGAACCUGGGCCUGCCCCAGCGAAGCCGGCGGGGAACGUCGGCCUGAGGAGAAUCUAGCCCGAGCGAGCGAGCGCCGGCGGGAGCGGCGAAGCCGAGUCGGGCCCUCAGACGGCGGCGAGAGGAGGAGGAGACGCGGCCUGUGGAAAGGAGCCCACAUUUCUUCCCCUCCCGCUCCGCUUUCUCCCCCUCACAUUCCGGACUUGGCGGCGGGAAGGAGGCUCUCCGGGAACGGCUGUUGUUUUAAUCUUCUUGUUCUUCUACUCCUCGUCCCAGCCGUCGACGGGAGAGCUCGGGUGGGUUGCCUCCACCGGCGAAGCUUCGGUGGCGAAGCGGGCCCCCAAACAGGACUCGAACCGGAGUCAAGCCGGUUCGACGCGGAGGGGCGAAAAGAAGUCGUCUCAUCUCUCCUCACACCCCCCACCCCGCGGCCGCCGCAACUGCUGCUACGACGACUUCGGGGCGUCCGAGCUCCCCACCCCCACCCCGGACCCAUCGACGAACUUAGUCCUGUCAGGAAGAAGAUGAUGCUCUUCGGGGCCUAG